Felis catus (domestic cat) is the source of this 4040-nucleotide messenger RNA. It is a transcript of the gene NEK4, whose product is annotated as NIMA related kinase 4. Gene Ontology annotation, biological process: protein phosphorylation. The transcript is spliced from 15 exons. The coding region runs from base 208 to 2556 and encodes 782 amino acids. The record is from RefSeq and is a predicted model, not a curated record. Gene Ontology annotation, molecular function: ATP binding; protein kinase activity. NCBI's taxonomy places the organism in Eukaryota, Metazoa, Chordata, Mammalia, Carnivora, Felidae.
GCCGGAGCGUGCGCGGUGCUGCGUUGGCUGGGAUCGCUAUGGCAGCGGCGUCGCUGUGGGCCCGGCUUCCGUACUCGCAUCGGGGCCCGGCCGUCUCCGCAGCCUCCAGUACCGCGGCUUCUCGGGCAUGAGCGGGGUCUCCCGCCGCGGCCCGCUACCCUGGCCGCCGCUGCCGCCGCAUCCCAGCUUUGGGCCGGCGCCGGGAACAUGCCCCUGGCCGCCUACUGCUACCUGCGGGUCGUGGGCAGGGGCAGCUACGGGGAGGUGACGCUCGUGAGGCACCGGCGGGACGGCAGGCAGUAUGUCAUCAAAAAGCUGAACCUCCGAAACGCCUCUAGCCGAGAGCGGCGCGCUGCUGAACAGGAAGCUCAGCUCCUGUCUCAGUUGAAGCACCCUAACAUUGUCACCUACAAGGAGUCAUGGGAGGGAGGGGACGGUCUGCUGUACAUCGUCAUGGGCUUCUGCGAAGGAGGUGAUCUGUACCGAAAGCUCAAAGAACAGAAGGGGCGGCUUCUGCCUGAGAGUCAGGUGGUGGAGUGGUUUGUUCAGAUCGCCAUGGCUCUGCAGUAUUUACAUGAAAAACACAUCCUUCACCGAGAUCUGAAAACUCAAAAUGUCUUCCUGACAAGAACAAACAUCAUCAAAGUGGGUGAUUUGGGAAUUGCCCGGGUGUUAGAGAACCACUGUGACAUGGCCAGCACUCUUAUCGGCACACCUUAUUACAUGAGCCCUGAACUGUUUUCGAACAAACCCUACAACUAUAAGUCUGAUGUUUGGGCUCUGGGAUGCUGUGUUUAUGAAAUGGCCACCCUGAAGCAUGCUUUCAAUGCAAAAGACAUGAAUUCUUUAGUUUAUCGGAUUAUUGAAGGAAAGCUGCCGCCGAUGCCGAAAGACUAUAGUCCAGAACUAGCAGAACUAAUAAGAACAAUGCUGAGCAAAAGGCCUGAAGAAAGACCCUCUGCGAGGAGCAUCCUGAGGCAGCCUUACAUAAAGCGCCAAAUCUCUUUGUUUUUGGAGGCCACAAAGGCAAAGACCUCCAAAAAUAAUAUUAAAAAUGGUGACUCUAAAUCGAAACCUGUUGCUGCAGUGGUUUCUGGAAAGGCUGAAUCAAAUCAUAAAGUCUUUCCCCUCCAGCCUCACUCUUCUGAGGGCUCCAAGACAUAUGUAAUGGGUGAAGACAAAUAUUUGUCCCAGGAGAAACCCAUGGUCACUGGCCCCUUGAAGUCACCAGCAAGUCUGAAAGUCCACACCUCCAAGCUGGACGUGAGCAAUACUGCAGAAUCACUAGCCACGAUCAGUAGAGUGAAUAUUGACAUCCUACCUUCAGAAAGGAGGGACUCACUGAAAGAUGGCUUAGUUCGGGAGAAUGAGCUAGAAGGUAAAUGUGGUAUUUCUCAAGUGAAGGAGAAGCUACAGGAUGGCACGAAGCCCAGCACUCACCCCAGAAACCUGAUUCCCACAUGGUCCUCUGGUGAUGUCGCUGGGGGAAGGAAUGACCGACUGAAUCCUCUGCAACCCCUAAACACAGACCAAAAGCCAAAAGACCAGGAUCAAGUUGCUGGUGAAUGUGUUCUAGAAAAACCAGACAGGACCAACCCAGGUUUACAGCCACACAGCUCCGGGUCUGAGCCUUCCCUCUCUCGACAACGACGACAGAAGAAAAGAGAACACCCUGAACAGAGUGGGGAAAGGACACAGGUCAGCGGAGAUCUCUUUGAAUUCCAAGAGGCUCCUCCUCGACUUUUGCCUUCUCUUCCCACUAUUGGAAAAACGGAUAUCACAUUAUCACAAAAAGAUGCUGAAAAUCAAAGUAAAGUGGUCAUUGGGUCUACUGUGAGCUGUUCGAGCAGCAGGGAGGUGCCAUCAUCCAAGGAUCGACCAUUAUCAGCAAGAGAGAGGAGGCGACUAAAGCAGUCACAGGAAGAGGUGUUCCCCUCAGGCCCUUCAGUGAGGAGAGCUUCUCUGAGUGCAUCAGGACCAGGGAAACCACCAGAGGAAGGCCAGCCCACCCCUGGCCGAUGGUUGUCUUCUGACUGCUGUGCGGCUCAGGGAAGGAAAGUCAUCCACUGUCUCUCCGAGGAUGAAUUAAGUUCUUCUACAAGUUCAACUGAUAAGUCAGAUGGGGAUUCCAAAGAACGGAAAGGUCAUACAAAUGAAAUGAGUGACUUGGUCCAACUGAUGACUCAGACCCUAAAAUUAGACCCUAAGGAGAGCUGUGAAGAUCUCCUCGUUCCAGAUCCAGUGUCAGAAUUUAAACUUCAUCGGAAGUAUCGAGAUACGCUGAUACUUCAUGGGAAAGUUGCAGAAGAAGCUGAGGAACUCCAUUUUAAAGAGCUACCCUCUGCUAUCAUGCCAGGUUCUGAAAAGAUCAGAAGAAUAGUUGAAGUCUUGAGAGCUGAUGUAAUCCAGGGCCUGGGGAUUCAACUUUUGGAGCAGGUGUAUGAUCUUUUGGAAGAGGAGGAUGAAGUGGAAAGAGAGAAGAAGGCCUUUACUCAAUUAGUGAAAGUAUCAAUCCAUACCCACAGAUGUUGGAAUUCCUUUGACCUUGGCAUAUGAGUGAAACCUAAUUGUUAGUCUUUCCUGGAUAGCCUCCAGUUCCUUGAUUGCCUGGGAGAGCAAGUUUGUGGUUGAAAGGAUUGUUUUUAAGACAUACUUCACAGGCUGAUACUACUUUCAGAACUCUCUUUGACAAAUUUUUUUCCCAGUAAACAUCCUUUGGGUCAUUUGAUAAGUUUUGCCCCUCCCUAAAUGAAAGGCCUGAUCCUGUGUUUUAAUGAUCUUUUAUUUCUGUGAGCUUGGUAAUAGUAAUUGCUUUGCUCUGUUGUAACCAAGGGCUGGAGACGGUGGUAUCUAGGAGUCAGACCCCAGUUUAUUUAUUUAUUUUUUUGGGAGUCUCCUUUAAUAAUUGAUAUAGUAGGCAAACUAUUUUUCUGAACCCUGGUAUCUACAGUCUACCAUAUCCAGUAAUUUCCAACAACUCACAUAAUUGUUUACCCGUCCUGGAGUUGGUAGCACCAUAGUCUCUAUUUUAGUUAUAAUGUCCCUUUCUAGCAAGGGAGUAAGACUCUCUGGCAUUAUCAGGAAAGAAUGAGAAAAAAAAUUAGGUUUCCCCACAUACAUCCCAGGGGCUGAGAGAAAAAUUUAGUUAGCAGUUUUCCGGAGAUACCUCUGAUCGUCAUGCUGCGUUUGGAUAGUUGGCCUGGAGUGGAAAGGAGGUCAGAAAAGGUAGCUCUGGUGUUAAGAAGGAAAUCAACCAGUUUUCUUUCUGUAUUUACCUGAGUUACCCGAGGCUCUGGGUUUCUGAUAGACAGUUUGUUUAGGGGAGCCACCAUGAAGAGCCCCAGACUCCAGUUAGUCCCUUCCAGGGACAUUGGUUAUCUGAGCCCUCACAGAUAGAGGUCUCCGAGGGCCUUCAGAUCUCCAGUGAUUGUCUCCACAGAAGGGGCAUGGCUUAUGGGGUUUUCAUUUUGGUUGUCCCCUCUGAGGACAUUCUCAUCAUUUUAGUGCUCUGAAUGGCCAUAUAAAUGGCACUUGGUGCCAGGACCUCGGGAAGUCUGGUCUGACGUAGUACGGAAGGCCACCACUAAGGCCUCAGAUUUUUUUUUUAAGCCUCCUUUUCUGUUUUUUGUUUUGUUUUGUUUUGUGUUUUGUUUUGUUUUGUUAAUUUUGGUUGUAAUAUACUCAAUUGGCAACUUGUAAGAGUUCCUCCAGGGUCCCUUCAAGGCCAACAGCCAAUUUUUGCAUUUUCUCUGAAUAUCUAGGGCUGAUUGAGUGACAAAUUUGUCCUUUCAAACCAUCUCAGCCUUAGGGGUGUCAGGGGAGAUAGCCAUAUAUUUAGUGAGAGCCUUCCUCAACCUCUCCAGGAAUGCCAUCGGGCUCUCAUUUUGUGUUUGUAAAAUAGUGGCUAAUUGGCAUAAUUUAAGGGCUAAAUCUUAGAUUUGCUUAGUUUUUUUUCAAAAAAUCUGUCACUAAGAGUCUGAUUUAACAAAAGCAUUACAUCUUUCCAGUUCAACUCAAAAACAUACAUAAUGUUCUGAAAA